Messenger RNA from Helianthus annuus (common sunflower), 1557 nucleotides. RefSeq names its product F-box/WD-40 repeat-containing protein At3g52030. Lineage: Eukaryota; Viridiplantae; Streptophyta; Magnoliopsida; Asterales; Asteraceae. Gene Ontology annotation, molecular function: protein binding. The coding region runs from base 68 to 1372 and encodes 434 amino acids. The record is from RefSeq and is a predicted model, not a curated record. The transcript has 9 exons.
GUAAUUUUCCAGAUUAAGAUUCUAUAUUUCGAACGCCCCAAGUAUUGGUUCCGUAAGUCGGUCUUCGAUGGACCGGAGCACAUCUACCGCCGGUCCGCCACCGUCGAACAAGCGGAGAAAUAUCUUAUCACCAACGAGAAUUCAAGCUCUGAAUGACGACAUCAUGUGUAGCGUUUUCUCGUUCCUUGAUUUAGUCCAUCUGAUUCGUUGCACUGCCGUAUGCAAGUCCUGGAGCGGAGUCAUUGAUAAAUCAAAGUUACUUCAAAUUUUGUGCUGCAAGCAAAGAGGGUUUUUGGGUGGUGAUUUUGACUUACCUACGUCUUCAGAACGAACCUGGAAAAGUAAACUUCGAGACUUGGCUAUUAGUCAACAUCGCUCAGCGUUACAUACAGGUCAUGUUGACAUAUAUCAAUGGAAAGGUCAUUCGGAUGGGAUUGACAGGUGCAAAAUGAAGAUGGGAUUGAUCCUCACCGGUGGAAGUGGCAAGGUGUUGCGUCUUUGGUCUGUAGAAAGAUACAAAUGUCUCGCUGAGUAUUCUCUUCCACAAACAGGCUCUUUGAUUGACUUUAAUUUUGAUGAGAGCAAGGUUGUUGGAUUAGUAGGAAAUCGCAUAUGCCUAUGGAGGCGCAAUGAAAGGAGAAGUAUAUUUACUUCACAAAGUGGUCAAUUUCCUAAAAGUGCUUGCAUGUGCUAUGUAGAUCCAGAAGCUGUUGUUGGAUGCGAAGACGGGAGAGCUCGUGUGUUUGAUAUGUAUGGCAGGAAAUGGUCUAGAAUCAUAAAGAUGCACACUGGGCCCAUUACAUGCUUAUCUCUGAGUGAUGACCAGUUGCUAAUUGGUGGUUCAUCCUUUGGCCAUAUAGCUUUAUCAGAUCUUUCAUCUGAUCAGCAAGUAGCUACACUCAAGACUAAUGAUUUUGCAGGAUUAACUACUUUGUGUUACAACUCACGUUCACAUAUAGUAUUCUCUGGGUCAAGUUCAGGGCGAGCUUCUUCUUGGGACCUAAGGAUGAUGAAACAAUUAUGGGAAGCGCGAGUGAGUCCAAAUAUCAUAUCUUCAAUUCAACAUAUGCGUGAUGACAUCUCGAUAUUAGCCGUGGGAGGAAUAGAUGGUGUGGUACGCCUCGUGGACCCACAAAAUGGCGAUUUUUUGUCAAAUUGUAUUAUUUAUGAAAGUAGCAGAAAACUAAAUCGUUUGGAAACUUGUAACUCAAUUGUUACGAGAAAGAAAGGAUUAAGAGUUUCAGAAGAUGCACGUUUUGAUUUAAUGCCUCGAAUAUCCAGACCCUCGAUAAGCUGUUUAGCUGUGGGGAUGCAGAAGGUUGUCACCACACAUGCUGAUGGGUAUAUCAGAGUUUGGAAGUUCAGCAAAUGAUAGAUUUUCAAUCUUUCAACUUAUGUUUCAGUUUUUUACCUGAUGGGUAAUUGUAUAUUCAUGUUGUAACAUUCACAUGAACCCUGUAUGUGUAGUUAGAGAUGAAACCAUAAGCGUAAAGAACGUGUAAAACAAGCACACAAGCCGUUGCCUUUUUCAAGAAAAAAAAAACCUAAUUGUGUUAA